UUCACUUGGUUAAUACUACUACUAUUCAAGUGUUUAUCAGCUGUAUGAGAUGUCCACUAUAUCCAUGUGGAAUGUUCUAGAACGCCUCAAUUGUUAUCAACUUUGCCUGUUGUUAUGGUGACCACAUUCUAAUUUCACACCUUUUUGUUUGUGACAGAAUUAUUCUGGGGUGGAAUAAUCCUGGGAAAACCUGAAGUGUGUUUUUCAAACAUGAAGCAGUCUGUCAGUUUGAGGCAUCGUUUAUUUCAAACGUGAAAUUGUGUAAUUUAUGAGAGCAAUAAAGCCAGGAGAAAAAAUACAUGAACGUAGUCUUUGUAUCUACUCAGCACCCACUGAAGGAAGAUGGAUAUGUAUGAGAACCUUGGCGUCGUGGGUGAGGGGAGCUAUGGUACAGUGACGAAGUGUCGACACAAGGAGAUUGGACACAUUGUGGCCAUCAAGAGGUUCAAUGACAAGGAAGAGGACAAAACCAUGAAAAAGGUUAUCAUGAGAGAAAUCAAACUUCUGAGGAAAUUUCGCCAUGAAAACCUUGUGAACAUGCUGGAGGUAUUCCGGUUCAAGAAGCGCUUGUAUGUUGUCUUUGAGUACAUUGACCGCACAGUUCUGGAAGACCUAGAGAGAUAUCCUCGUGGUUUGGACAGCAAGCGCCUCAGAAAGUACAUGUUCCAAAUUCUACGAGCCAUGGAUUACCUUCACACCAGCAAUAUCAUUCACAGAGACGUUAAACCUGAGAAUGUGCUUGUCUCUAACUCUGGGGUGGUGAAGCUCUGUGACUUUGGGUUUGCCAGAACCUUGGCACCGACUGGGGAGCCUCUCACAGACUAUGUGGCCACGAGGUGGUACAGAGCCCCAGAACUUUUAGUGGCAGACAACACUUACAGCAAACCUGUAGAUGUGUGGGCCAUUGGCUGCUUGAUUAUAGAGAUGGCUACAAGCAAUGCUUUUCUGACUGGGACUUCUGACCUGGACCAGGUGCACAAAAUAGUCAGCAAAGUGGGGCCUUUGACCCGUCAUCAGCAAGACCUGUACUUCCAGAACCCCAUCUUUGCUGUGGCCAGCCUUCCUGAGGUGCAGCUCCCAGGUGCAGCGCCCAGGAGGAAGUACCACAAACUCCACUUCUUAGUGGCUGAAAUAGUGGAUUCAUGCCUACAGAUCGAUCCAUCUCACAGGGCUGCGUGCUCCAUGUUGCUCGUUCAUCGGUACUUCACCAAAGAUGGGUUCGUUGAAAGAUUCAUACCAGAGAUACAGGCAUUGAUACUGAAAGAUGCCAAGGUUAACCACAUGCACUGGAUUCAUAGUAACUCAUGGGAGCCACAAGAGGACCAAGGAACAGGAGUCUUGUCCUCAUCCUCAUGUAACAGAAAGCCAGUGAAGGACACUGAGAAGGACCGACGUGGGAAGGAGCCUGAGCAGAAGCAUUCUAGGGCAGGCAGGAGGUCAGAGAUCAGGAUGACCUGCAGCCCUGUCUCAUCUCAGACAAACAGACAGCCCUUUACCUCCACCUCUACCUCUACCUCCAUCCCAGACCCCCCUCAAUCUCAGGACAAGGCUGUAGCCUUUACCAUGCCCCGCAUCAACGCCAGCAACAAUCUUUUCGCUGCCGUCCCCGUCCCCUGCUGUAUGGAAGUCACUAAGUCCCGCACUGAUAAGGUAAAGAGACGGCCGAGCCCUACUGACCUGGCCAUGGGGAAUAGUCAGCUGACUGAUGCCCCGUCUCAGAGUGACAGCCAUAAUAACCUUCAGGUUGAGAUGUCCAGUCUGGCUAAAAAGAAGGUGAAGUCAGUGAGAGACAUGAGAGAUGUGCGCUUCCCUGGACUUCCUGUGUUCGGCCACCAGAUAGAGCUGAAGUUUACAGAUGUAAAGCACUCGAGGAAGGAGCCGAAGAGCAGAGGAAGAGAAGAAGACUCCAGAAUACCAUCAUUGCCGUCAUCCGAUUUCACUGACCACGGAAAUAUAUAGGUUUUGGAGGGAACAGUACUACCAUUGAGAGUUGAAUUUUGAACUGGGUCCUGGCACUGGAUGGUUUCUGUCCCUAAACAACAUUUGACUGAAGAUAAUAAAAAGAAUAACAAUAAAUGUUUUAGACAAACUUGGUUUUUGUGAUAACAGAGUAUCUUUAACUUCAACAGUUAGAAGAAUUUAUUUUUUUGUUCCACUUUUCAGUAUUUUAUCCACCAGAUCCCUCACUGUGCCCCACCAACCAUUUAAAAAGAAAGAUAUUGAAAUUAAAGAUACCCCCCCAGA
Molecule: messenger RNA, 2244 nt
Organism: Salvelinus namaycush (lake trout)
Lineage: Eukaryota; Metazoa; Chordata; Actinopteri; Salmoniformes; Salmonidae
Product: cyclin-dependent kinase-like 3
Exons: 13
Coding region: 343-1959 (538 amino acids)
Biological process (GO): protein phosphorylation; intracellular signal transduction
Cellular component (GO): nucleus; cytoplasm
Molecular function (GO): MAP kinase activity; ATP binding
Source: RefSeq, a predicted model, not a curated record